AUGAAAUCUUACAAAGUCCUCCCUCUGGCUUCCGGCCUCCUCUCCCUGAUGCUUUUUCAUCAAGUCUGGGCUCAGUUUCCACGAGAGUGUACCAGUAUUGAGGCUCUGAGAAGUAGAGAGUGUUGCCCAGACCUCUCUCCUUCCUCUGGACCUGGGACUGACCCCUGUGGCUUAUCGUCAGGAAGGGGAAGGUGUGAGUCUGUGACCGCAGACUCCAGACCGCACAGCCCCCAUUACCCCCACGACGGCAAAGAUGACCGAGAGGGCUGGCCUCUUAAGUUCUUCAAUAGGACAUGUCAGUGCAACGGCAAUUUCUCAGGACACAACUGUGGGACCUGCCGUCCUGGGUGGAGAGGAGCUGCAUGCGACCAGAAAACUCUCGUAGUCAGGAGAAAUCUUCUUGACUUAAGUACAGAAGAAAGGAGCCACUUUGUGAGAGCCUUGGAUAUGGCAAAGCGCACAACGCAUCCUCAAUUUGUCAUUGCCACAAGGAGGUCAGAAGACAUACUGGGACCCGAUGGCAACAGGCCACAGUUCGAGAACAUUUCCAUCUACAACUACUUUGUUUGGACACACUAUUAUUCCGUCAAAAAAACCUUCCUCGGGGUAGGGCAGGAAAGCUUUGGUGACGUGGAUUUCUCUCAUGAAGGACCAGCUUUUCUCACGUGGCACAGGUACCAUCUGCUGCAGCUGGAGAGAGACAUGCAGGAGAUGCUGCAGGAGCCUUCUUUCUCCCUUCCUUAUUGGAAUUUUGCAACUGGGAAAAACGUCUGUGAUAUUUGCACCGAUGACUUAAUGGGAUCCAGAAGCAGCUUUGACUCUACUCUUAUAAACCCCAACUCUGUCUUUUCUCAAUGGAGAGUGGUCUGCGAGUCUUUAGAAGAUUACGACACCCUGGGAACACUUUGCAACAGCACUGAGGGUGGGCCCAUCAGGAGAAACCCAGCUGGGAACGUGGGGAGACCAGCAGUGCAGCGUCUUCCUGCGCCACAGGAUGUCACCCAGUGCUUGGAGGUUGGUGUGUUUGACACACCUCCUUUUUAUUCCAAUUCUACAAACAGUUUUCGAAACACAGUGGAAGGUUACAGUGAUCCCACCGGGAAAUAUGACCCUGCUGUUCGAAGCCUUCACAACCUGGCCCACCUCUUUCUGAACGGAACAGGAGGACAAACCCAUCUGUCUCCCAAUGAUCCGAUCUUUGUCCUCCUGCACACAUUCACUGAUGCGGUCUUUGACGAAUGGCUGAGGAGGUAUAACGCCGAUAUUUCUAUCUUCCCAUUGGAAAAUGCUCCCAUUGGACAUAACAGGCAAUAUAACAUGGUACCAUUCUGGCCUCCAGUUACCAACACAGAGAUGUUUGUGACUGCUUCCGACAACCUGGGAUAUGCCUAUGAAGUUCAAUGGCCAGGUCAAGAGUUCACUAUUUCUGAAAUCAUUACGAUUGCUGUAGUGGCUGGACUGCUACUUGUGGCUGUCAUCUUUGUGGGAGUUUCCUGUCUGGUCCGUUCUAGAAGCUCCAAGAAUGAAGCCAAUCAGCCUCUUCUCACUGAUCACUACCAACGCUAUGCUGAGGAAUACGAGGAGCUCCCGAAUCCUAAUCAGUCCAUGGUCUGA
Arvicola amphibius (Eurasian water vole) is the source of this 1614-nucleotide messenger RNA. It is a transcript of the gene Tyrp1, whose product is annotated as tyrosinase related protein 1. The transcript is spliced from 7 exons. Gene Ontology annotation, cellular component: melanosome. The record is from RefSeq and is a predicted model, not a curated record. Gene Ontology annotation, molecular function: oxidoreductase activity. The coding region runs from base 1 to 1614 and encodes 537 amino acids. Gene Ontology annotation, biological process: melanosome organization; melanocyte differentiation. NCBI's taxonomy places the organism in Eukaryota, Metazoa, Chordata, Mammalia, Rodentia, Cricetidae.